Glycine soja is the source of this 392-nucleotide messenger RNA. RefSeq lists its product as uncharacterized. The annotation marks the transcript as partial. The transcript is spliced from 4 exons. Lineage: Eukaryota; Viridiplantae; Streptophyta; Magnoliopsida; Fabales; Fabaceae. The record is from RefSeq and is a predicted model, not a curated record.
AAUUCACUCCCAAACCCUAAACCUCACAGCACACAGAGGUUCGCUUUUGGUCAGUUUCUCCGCCAUUGCAGUAGCACUCAUAGCUUCGCUAGGGGGGCAAAACCAAUCGUAGUCUCUGAAGUCCAAGGGGAGGUAUCAUAUUUUAUAGAAGGGGGGCAAAACCAAGGAAAUUUUAGAUUGGUGACUGUGACAGCACUUGGCUUAAUUGAUGAUGCUGUGGUUGCUUUCAAGUCCAAGGAUUUGGACACGGCUAGUAUAAACUUGAGUGCUACCUUGGAUAAUUCUGUUACAUGUGAAGAUCAAUUCAAGGAUAAGAAAGUUUUGGUUGACAGUUUUGCCUCUUGGUGUGGCAAAGACUUUAAUUCAGACAAACCCUGAUAAAAAUUGUUCAA